Messenger RNA from Coregonus sp. 'balchen', 14867 nucleotides. The record is from the annotation of a GenBank genome assembly. Lineage: Eukaryota; Metazoa; Chordata; Actinopteri; Salmoniformes; Salmonidae.
AUGAACGCCAUGAAGGAGGAGAUCCUCGGGGAGCUGGAGAGGAGGGUCAGUCUGUCGUGCUCCUCCUGCCAGAGCGGGGUGGAGGACAUGAGGAUGCAGCAGAAGAGUGACCAGGAGAGGAUCAGGUAUGGAGGAAUAUUACUGCCAACAACAGAAAUUGAAUCUGAAUUCAAUCAUAUUGAAUUAGGAUUUAGAAAUUAGAUUUCAUUGCCUGUGUAUCAAGUUGACAACCUGCAAUGUCAAGGCAAUACAAGUUAAACAAAUAUUGAAUUCAGUUAAAAUUAUUUUGUUGGAAUUAAUGUCACCCCAUAACUAGUGCUCUGGAGAAGCUGCUGCCCUCCAUGGACCAACAUUAUCGCCACAACAUGGGCGUCCCCAGGAGGGAGAUGGAGCGCACCCAGGGCUGCUGCAACACCCUCACUGAGCUGGGCAGGAGUUGAAGGUUAACACCGCCUCACAAGGCUAUGACGUCAUCAAAGGGCGCUUGGACAAGGAGCUGGGUGGGGGUUCGGGCAGCGGAGGAGGAGGAGGAGGAGGAGGAGAGAAAGGAGGGAGGACGAAGGUGAUGGAGGAGAAGCUGAACAGUAGACUGAGGAGGGAGUUGGAGAGGAGGCUGAACAACACCGUGAGGAAGACAGAGCAGAAGUGCACCAACACAGGAAACAUCAUGAAUGACAACCUGCAGAGAGAGGUCACCGCCGUCCGCAACAUGGUCCUCAGCUGCAUGGACGACCACGGAUACAGGAUAGGCAAGGUAGAUAGAUAUAUCAUGACUAAUGUUUUGCAGCUCUGUGCAUAGGCCUACAUUAAAAACAUAUGUUGGAAUGGGGUUAAGGCCCUGCGACAGACUAGUGUCCUGUCCAGGGGUUGUACUUGUACCACCCCUCAUCACUGUCAAACGCUCCCUAAAACACUUUAGUGAGCAGGCCUUCCUAAUUGACCUGGCCCAGGUAUCCUGGAUGGAUAUCGAUCUCAUUCCGUCAGUAGAGGAUGCCUGGUUGUUCUUUAAAAGUGCUUUCCUCUCAAUCUUAAAUAAGCAUGCCCCAUUCAAAAAAAUCAUAACUAAGAACAGAUAUAGCCCCUGGUUCUCCUCAGACUUGACUGCCCUUGACCAGCACAAAAACGUCCUGUGGCGUACUGCAUUAGCAUCGAAUAGCCCCCGCGAUAUGCAACUUUUCAGGGAAGUUAGGAACCAAUAUACAUAAGCAGUUAGGAAAGCAAAGGCUAGCUUUUUCAAACAGAAGUUUGCAUCCUGUAGCACUAACUCCAAAAAGUUUUGGGACACUGUAAAGUCCAUGGAGAAUAAGAGCACCUCCUCCCAGCUCACCACUGCAAUGAGGCUAGGAAACUCUAUCACCACCGAUAAAUCUAAAUUAAUCGAGAAUUUCAACAAGCAUUUUGCUACGGCUGGCCAUGCUUUCCACCUGGCUACCACUACCCCGGCCACCAGCUCUGCACCCUUUGCUGCAACUUGCCCAUGCCCCCCCAGCUUCUCCUUCACACAAAUUCAGACAGCUGAUGUUCUGAAAGAGCUGCAAAAUCUGGUCCCCUACAAAUAAUCUGGGCUAGACAAUCUAGAUCCUUUCUUUCUAAAAAUAGCCACCAAAAUUGUCGCAACACCUAUUACUAGCCUGUUCAACCUCUCUUUCGUAACGUCUGAGAUCCCCAGAGAUUGGAAAGCUGCCGCGGUCAACUCCCUCUUCAAAGGGGGUGACACUCUAGAUCCAAACUGUUACAGACCUAUAUCCAUCCUGCCCUGCAUUUCGAAAGUUUUUGAAAGCCAAGUUAACAAACAGAUCACCGACCAUUUCGAAUCCCACCGUACCUUCUCCGCUAUGCAAUCCGGUUUCCAAGCUGGUCAUGGGUGCACCUCAGCCACGCUCAAGGUCCUAAACGAUAUUAUAACCGCGAUUGAUAAUAGACAGUACUGUGCAGCUGUCUUCAUCGACCUGGCCAAGGCUUUCGACUCUGUCAACCACUACAUUCUUAUUGGCAGACUAAAUAGCCUUGGUUUCUCAAAUGACUGCCUCGCCUGGUUCACCAACUACUUCUCAGAUAGAGUUCAAUGUGUCAAAUCAGAGGGCCUGUUGUCUGGACCUAUGGCAGUCUCUAUGGGGGUGCCACAGGGUUCGAUUCUUGGGCCAACUCUUUUCUCUGUGUAUAUCAAUGGUGUCGCUCUUGCUGCUGGUGACUCUCAGAUCCACCUCUACGCAGACGACACCAUUUUGUAUACAUCUGGCCUUUCAUUGGACACUGUGUUAACAAACCUCCAAACGAGCUUCAAUGCCAUACAACACUCCUUCCGUAGCCGCCAACUGCUCUUAAACACUAGUAAAACUAAAUGCAUCAAUUGAAUGCUGCUGGCACCCGCCCACCCGACUAGAAUCACUACUCUCGACGGGUCUGACCUAGAGUAUGUGGACAACUACAAAUACCUAGGUGUCAGGUUAGACUGUAAACUCUCCUUCCAGACUCACAUUAAGCAUCUCCAAUCCAAAGUUAAAUCUAGAAUUGGCUUCCUAUUUCGCAACAAAGCCUCGUUCACUCAUGCUGCCAAACAUGCCCUCGUAAAACGGACUAUCCUACCGAUCCUUGACUUCGGCGAUGUCAUUUACAAAAUAGCCUCCAACACUCUACUCAGCAAAUUAGAUGUAGUCUAUCACAGUGCCAUCUGUUUUGUCACCAAAGCCCCAUAUACUACCCACCACUGUGACCUGUACACUCUUGUUGGCUGGUCCUCACUACAUAUUCGUCGCCAAACCCACUGGCUCCAGGCCAUCUAUAAAUCACUGCUAGGCAAAUCUCCACCUUAUCUUAGCUCAUUGGUCACCAUAGCAACACCCACCCGUAGUAUGCACUCCAACAGGUAUAUCUCACAUCCCCCUGACAUCAAUGCAAAUGUAAUCGAAAAUCUAAUCGAACAUUUCAUGAGAGCCCAUGAGCUCAUGUUGCGCAACAUUUCUAUAGGCUAUGCAAUUGCGUGAGAAAACAGUGAGUGAUGGCCUCUUUUAAAAAGAGGAGGAUCCCAUCAGCUUUCUAUAAGCUAGGCCUACUAUAUUUAUUUCUCAACUUUCCGAAUAUUAAGCACAUUGCUUCUCUUUACAACAGGAGUAUAGCCUACCUGGCUUAUUUCUAUAACCACCCCUGUUGCACAGGUUUACUACCCAUUAUUAGUUAUAACCAUCCCUGUUGUACAGGUUUACUACCCAUUAAUAGUUAUAACCACCCCUGUUGUAUAGGUUUACUACCCAUUAUUUCUAUAACCACCCCUGUUGUACAAGUUUACUUCCCAUUAUUUCUAUAACCACCCCUGUUGUACAGGUUUACUACCCAUUAUUUCUAUAACCACCCCUGUUGUACAAGUUUACUACCCAUUAUUAGUUAUAACCACCCCUGUUGUUUAGGUGUACUACCCAUUAUUAGCUAAAACCACCCCUGUUGUACAGGUUUACUACCCAUCAUCAGCUAAAACCACCCCGGUUGUACAAGUUUACUACCCAUUAUUAGCUAAAACCACCCCUGUUGUACAGGUUUACUACCCAUUAUUUCUAUAACCACCCCUGUUGUACAAAUUUACCACCCAUUAUUUCUAUAACCACCCCGGUUGUACAGGUUUACUACCCAAUAUUAGUUAUAACCACCCCUGUUGUAUAGGUUUACUACCCAUUAUUUCUAUAACCACCCCUGUUGUAUAGGUUUACUACCCAUUAUUAGUUAUAACCACCCCUGUUGUAUAGGUUUACUACCCAUUAUUAGCUAAAACCACCCCUGUUGUACAGGUUUACUACCCAUUAUUAGCUAAAACCACCCCUGUCGUACAGGUUUACUACCCAUCAUUAGCUAAAACCACCCCUGUUGUACAGGUUUACUACCCAUUAUUAGCUAAAACCACCCCUGUUGUACAGGUUUACUACCCAUCAUUAGCUAAAACCACCCCUGUUGUACAGGUUUACUACCCAUUAUUAGCUAAAACCACCCCUGUUGUACAGGUUUACUACCCAUUAUUAGCUAAAACCACCCCUGUUGUACAGGUUUACUACCCUGAAUGACUCAGUGAAGGGGCUGGGUCGUGAAGUUCAAAGGCAUGGGAACACCCUCACAGACCUGGGCUCUACCAAGGAUAACAUCCUUUCUGAGGUUAGAAAUACUUUUAUUGUCUGUUCUUCACAGAAAUGUACUUUAAGUACAGAAAGUACACUGCAGUUGCAUUGUUUGCAGACAGACAAUUGCAUCAGACAUCAGUGGUGGUCGGUGCCUUAUUUCUAUUACAGCAUAUUGGAUGACAGUCAUUCAUUCGUAUUCCAUUCACCCAGUUCAAUGUAACAUUGAUAGGUUUAGGCUACUACAUGAUACUAGAAUUUUCCCUAUACCCAUCAUGAGAUUGCUACAACCUUCGAAUUAAAGUUUACAAUGUAGGUGCACAGGUCGAGAGACAUUGUUUUUGUAAUCAAGGUGAGUGACGGACAGUGAGUAACACAUUCAGUACCGCCUUGUACACACUUGCUUGCAUCUACAGUUGAAGUCGGAAGUUUACAUACACCUUAGCCAAAUACAUUUAAACUCAGUUUUUCACAAUUCCUGACAUUUAAUCCUAGUAAAAAUGCCCUGUCUUAGGUCAGUUAGGAUCACCACUUAAUUUUAAGAAUGUGAAAUGUCAGAAUAAUAGUAGAGAGAAUGAUUUAUUUCAGCUUUUGUUUAUUUCAUCACAUUCCCAGUGGGUCAGAAGUUUACAUACACUCAAUUAGUAUUUGGUAGCAUUGCCUUUAAAUUGUUUAACUUGGGUCAAACGUUUCGGGUAGCCUUCCACAAGCUUCCCACAAUAAGUUGGGUGAAUUUUGGCCCAUUCCUCCUGACAGAGCUGGUGUAACUGAGUCAGGUUUGUAGGCCUCCUUGCUCGCACACACUUUUUCAGUUCUGCCCACAGAUUUUCUAUAGGAUUGAGGUCAGGGUUUUGUGGCCACUCCAAUACCUUGACUUGGUUGUCCUUAUGCCAUUUUGCCACAACUUUGGAAGUAUGCUUGGGGUCAUUGUUCAUUUGGAAGACCCAUUAGCGACCAAGCUUUAACUUCCUGACUGAGGUCUUCAGAUGUUGCUUCAAUAUAUCCACAUAAUUUUCCUUCCUCAUGAUGCCAUCUAUUUUGUGAAGUGCACCAGUCCCUCCUGCAGCAAAGCACCCCCACAGCAUGAUGCUGCCACCCCCGUUCUUCACGGUUGGGAUGGUGUUCUUCGGCUUGCAAGUACCCGCUUUUUCCUCCAAACAUAAUGAUGGUCAUUAUGGCCAAACAGUUUAAUUUUUGUUUAAUCAGACCAGAGGACAUUUCUCCAAAAAGUAUGAUCUUUGUCCCCAUGUGCAGUUGCAAACUGUAGUCUGGCUUUUUUAUGGCGGACGUAACACAUGCACAAAGUAGAUGUCCUAACCGACUUGCCAAAACUAUAGUUUGUUAAAAAAUAAAUGUGUGGAGUGGUUGAAAAACAAGUUUUAAUGACUCCAACCUAAGUGUAUGUAAACUUCUGACUUCAACUGUAGCUGAUCUAGCCUGCAAUCAGUAGUCCAAACAGUUGCAAACAAGUUUCUAUUGGACAAAAUCAGGUAUGUUUAUUCCUGUUUCAUUCCGUUUCCUUACGUUUAUGAAACGUUUUAACAGAAUCGGCGGAAUGAACACACCCCUGAUCACCCCCAAACACAGUUCACUUUCAUAGCAGCCACAUACAAACAGCAUGAUCUUUUUGCUCGUUGUAUAAUUCCUUCUCGCAUCAAUGCGCUAUUCUGUGACCAGGUGAAAAAACCUUUCCAAGCCAAACCUUCAUACCAUAGCCGCUAACCGCUACACAAAACCUACAUUGUUGUCACCAUAUUAGCUAACGUCAUAGUCAACAUAGCUACUAGAACAACUAACGUGUUAGUAAACCCGCUACAAUCAUGCAGUACAACUAUUAUCUUUCUCUCUCUUUGAGUCAACUACUCACCACAUUUUAAGCACUGCAGUGCUAGCUAGCUGUAGCUUAUGCUUUCAGGUUGGAGAAUGUCCUCUGGAAGUUGUCAUAAUUACUGUGUAAGUCUAUGGAAGGGGGUAAUAACCAUGAGCCUCCUAGGUAUUGUAUUGAAGUCAAUGUACCCAGAGGAGGACGGAAGCUAGCUGUCCUCCGGCUACUCCAUGGUGCUACCCCAGAGAGUACUGUUGAGGUUACGGUAGACCUUCAUUUCAAAACAGUAUGUUUUAUUAUUUGGUGACGUGAAUAUAUUUAGUAUAGUUUAAUCUAAAAAUAACUUUUUUAAUGUUUCACUAUUUGUAUUUUUAUGAAAUUCACUGAAGAGGAUGGUCCUCCCCUUCCUCCUUUGAGGAGCCUCCACUGUCAGACAUACAGUCAUGAUAAACACAUACAGCUAGUCUCAGCUAGACUGGUUACCAGUCUUUGUUAGCUAACGUUCCAUUCCUUACCACUCCUGUCAUUUGCCAAAGAGACUGGCCUUUCGGCAAUCAUAACGUUCAAUGUGCAGCCGGAUUUACGGCGCAGUUGCUAAUUUGUAGUUGGAAACAACAGCAAUAUUUUCCAUGACAACAAGAACAACAACAGACAAUGGCGCUAGGACCUGCUGCGAUCAUUCCCUUGUGAGAAGGCAGUGUCAACGCAAGUGUCACGAUCGUCGGAUACAGAGGACCAAGGCGCAGCGUUGAAGGCGAACAUACUUUUAUUAUUUAGAAUGAACACACGAACAAAAACAACAAACGAUAACGUGACGUCCUCGGUUCUAACACAAACCUAUACUGGAACAGACCCCACACCAAACAAUGCCAAACGGCUACCUAAGUAUGGCUCCCAAUCAGAGACAACGAGCUACAGCCGUCUCCGAUUGGGAGCCACCCUGGCCAACAUAGAAAUACUAAACUAGAACAAAAACCCAAUGAAAACUCACACCCUGGCUCAACAUACUAGAGUCCCCAGAGCCAGGGCGUGACAGCAAGAUAAUGUUGUCAACGCAAGAUAAUGUUGUCAACGCAAGAUAAUGUUGUCAAUGCAAGAUAAUGUUGUCAACGCAAGAUAAUGUUGUUCAAAGUGGCUAGAGAGGGAAACAAUGAUGCAGAAAAUAUGAGCCUACAAGAACCAAUCAAACUUUUGCUUCAGUUGCAUCCAAUUAAUGAGAGGAAAGAAAUGGCACCUGUCGUCAUUCCUCGUACAUACUGUUUCCACAUUUUGUUACGUUACAGCCUUAUUCUAAAAUGGAUAAAAUAAAAUAAAAUCCUCAUCACAUUACCCUAUAAUGACAAAGCGAAAACAGGUUUUUAGAAAUGUUUGCAAAUGUAUUCAAAAUUAAAAACAGAAAUACCUUAUUUACAUAAGUAUUCAGGCCCUUUGCUAUGAGACUAGAAAUUGUGUUCAGGUGCAUCCUGUUUCCAUUGAUCAUCCUUGAUGUUUCUACAACUUGAUUGGAGUACACCUGUGGUAAAUUUAAUUGAUUGGACAUGAUUUGGAAAGGCACACACCUGUCUAUAUAAGGUCCCACCGUUGGCAGUACAUGUCAGAGCAAAAACCAAGCCAUGAGGUCGAAGGACUUGUCCGUAGAGCUCUGAGACAAGAUUAUGUUGAGGCACAGAUCUGGGCAAGGGUACCAAAAAAUGUCUGCAGCAUUGAAGGUCCCAAAGAACACAGUGGCCUCCAUCAUUCUUAAAUGGAAGAAGUUUGGAACCACCAAGACUCUUCCUAGAGCUGGCUGCCCUGCCAAACUGAGCAAUCGAGGGAGAAGGGCCUUGGUCAGGGAGGUGACCAAGAACCCGAUGGUCACUAUGACAGCGCUCCAGAGUUCCUCUGUGAAGAUAGGAGAACCUUCCAGAAGGACAUCCAUCUCUGUUGCACUCCACCAAUCAGGCCUUUAUGGUAGAGUGGCCAGACGGAAGCCACUCCUCAGUAAAAGGCACAUGACAGCCCACUUGGAGUUUGCCAAAAGGCACCUAAAGGACUCUCAGACCAUGAGAAACAAGAUUCUCUGGUCUGAUGAAAUCAAGAUUGAAUUCUUUGGCCUGAAUGCCAAGCGUCACAUCUGGAGAAAACCUAGCACCAUCCCUAUGGUGAAGCAUGGUGCUGGCAGCAUCAUGCUGUGGGGGUGUUUUUCAGCCGCAGGGACUGGGAGACUAGUCAGGAUUGAGGGAAAGAUGAACAGAGCAAAGUACAGAGAGAUCCUUGAUGAAAGCCUGCUCCAGAGCACUCAGGACCUCAGACUGGGGUGAAGGUUCACCUUCCAACAGGACAACGACCCUAAGCACACCGCCAAGACAACGCAGGAGUGGCUUCGGGACAAGUCUCUGAAUGUCCUUGAGUGGCCCAGCCAGAGCCCGGACUUGAACCCGAUCGAACAUCUCUGGAGAGACCUGAAAAUAGCUGUGCAGCGACACUCCACAUCCAACCUGACAGAGCUUGAGAGGAUCUGCAGAGAAGAAUGGGAUAAACUCCCCAAAUACAGGUGUGUCAAGAUUAUAACGUCAUACCCAAGAAGACUCGAGGCUGUAAUCGCUGCCAACGUGCUUCAACAAAGUACUGAGUAAAGGGUCUGAAUACUUAUGUAAAUGUAAUAUCCUUUAUUUUUUUGAUAUAUAUACAUUUGUAAACAUUUCUAAAAAUCUGUUUUUGCUUUGUCAUUAUGGGGUAUUGUGUGUAGAUUGAUAAAAACAUAAAUAAUAAUAAUUUUAGAAUAAGGCUGUAACGUAACAAAAUGUGGAAAAAGUCAAGGGGUCUGAAUACUUUCCGAAUGCACUGUAUGUUCCAUACAGCAGGUUUUUAAAGGACCAAAGCGUUUGGUCUGCUUCCUGUUUUCAUCUUUGCCAUGGAAACAAUAUGGCUAUACUGGUAUCAUCACAUCCCUAGUAAUUACUAUAACAGUAAUGAUGUAACUAGUAUUAUAAACUGGGUGGUUCUAGCCCUGAAUGCUGAUUGGCUGACAGUACUAUAACAGUAAUGAUGUAACUAGUAUUAUAAACUGGGUGGUUCUAGCCCUGAAUGCUGAUUGGCUGACAGUACUAUAACAGUAAUGAUGUAACUAGUAUUAUAAACUGGGUGGUUCUAGCCCUGAAUGCUGAUUGGCUGACAGUACUAUAACAGUAAUGAUGUAACUAGUAUUAUUAACUGGGUGGUUCUAGCCCUGAAUGCUGAUUGGCUGACAGUACUAUAACAGUAAUGAUGUAACUAGUGUUAUAAACUGGGUGGUUCUAGCCCUGAAUGCUGAUUGGCUGACAGUACUAUAACAGUAAUGAUGUAACUAGUGUUAUAAACUGGGUGGUUCUAGCCCUGAAUGCUGAUUGGCUGACAGUACUAUAACAGUAAUGAUGUAACUAGUAUUAUAAACUGGGUGGUUCUAGCCCUGAAUGCUGAUUGGCUGACAGUACUAUAACAGUAAUGAUGUAACUAGUAUUAUAAACUGGGUGGUUCUAGCCCUGAAUGCUGAUUGGCUGACAGUACUAUAACAGUAAUGAUGUAACUAGUGUUAUAAACUGGGUGGUUCUAUCCCUGAAUAUAUAUAUUGGGGAAAGAAGCACCUUGCUAUUGCUUGAUGGAUAUAAAAUAGGUCACAGCUUUCACAAUGAACUGGCGGAGAAGUUUGAAUGGCCAGAGCUUCUCUGGUGUGAUGUGAUCACAUUGGACAAUCAACUUUCAGUAACUUCAACAACAACUCAACAAGUCAUUUAGUUGAUUUCAGUUGAUUUGGACUGUUGUUGGUGAGUGAAGAGAAGUGUACGCCCAAGCCACAAGCAUGAAUGCAGACUGCAGAGAUAUCAUUACUACUUGAGAUGAGAGAUGAGAUUGUACUUUAUUAAUCCACAAGGGGGCAUUAGUUUAGAUGAGAUUGUACUUUAUUAAUCCACAAGGGGAAGGUAGUUUAGAUGAGAUUGUACUUUAUUAAUCCACAAGGGGAAAGUAGUUUAGAUGAGAUUGUACUUUACUAAUCCACAAGGGGACAGUAGUUUAGAUGAGAUUGUACUUUAUUAAUCCACAAGGGAGCAGUAGUUUAGAUGAGAUUGUACUUUAUUAAUCCACAAGGGGGCAGUAGUUUAGAUGAGAUUGUACUUUAUUAAUCCACAAGGGGACAGUAGUUUAGAUGAGAUUUAUCCUGAAAUAAACCUAGUAUGUGUCUGGGAUGAUUAACUGUCCUCCUCAGUCACCUCAACAUAGGGCUCUGGUCAAAAGUAGUGCACUAAAUAGGGAAUAGAGUGUUAUUUGGGAAGCACAACUUUCUGCUCUGCUCUGGUGUGGCUCUGGCUGAGUAGACUAUUUUAAGUACAGAGAGUAACUGGUCAUUGGAGCCUGGUCUGUGGUGUGUCUUGCUGAAUAGUUUUCUAGGCAGGUGGUGUAUCUCACUAAGUAGACUCUGAAUUUAGUAAAGAGCGCUUCUAUCCAGCUGUUCUGUUUUCUGGAAUGUUCUCUUGAGAGAAUGUAUUAUUAAUAUCACAGCAUUACCUGUGACACUCUGUGCCCACAUACUCAUUUUGUAUUGAUAAGUAUCAACAACAAAACUAAAAAAAAGGUAUAUUUCCUAAGACAAAAUAUGUGUGCAUGCAUCAGCUGUCCAAAAAUAACACAUCCUUUGUUCCAUGUGUAAGGUUCCCCUGGUCUGCCUGGUCCAAGGGGAGAGAGGGGCUACUCUGGACCCCAAGGAGGAGAAGGGUCCCAAGGCAAACCUGGCAAGGAGGGGCUCCUGGGACCUCCAGGUAAAACAAACACACAUUUGAUCUUCACAAAGUGAUACAGAAGCUCUGGAAAGGCUGUGAGGUCUUAAUAAAUACCAUCGACACUGGCACGUGCAGAGUGCAGGGUUUUAAUUUCUCUCAACUCUUAUAAAAAUGAAAAAUAAUGACAAAGUUAUAAUAACCAUAACUAUACUUUUAACUCUAAAAUGAACUAAAUCAGUGUUCUGUUAUUUCAUCUGUUCAUUUGUUCUUUCAUCCCAGGUCUGAAAGGUGAAGAAGGUACAGUGGGGAAAUAAAGUAUUUAGUCAGCCACCAAUUGUGCAAGUUCUCCCACUUAAAAAGAUGAGAGAGGCCUGUAAUUUUCAUCAUAGGUACACGUCAACUAUGGCAGACAAAAUGAGAAAAAAAAUCAAGAAAAUCACAUUGUAGGAUUUUUAAUGAAUUGAUUUGCAAAUUAUGGUGGAAAAUAAGUAUUUGGUCACCUACAAACAAGCAAGAUUUCUGGCUCUCACAGACCUGUAACUUCUUCUUUAAGAGGCUCCUCUGUCCUCCACUCGUUACCUGUAUUAAUGGCACCUGUUUGAACUUGUUAUCAGUAUAAAAGACACCUGUCCACAAACUCAAACAGUCACACUCCAAACUCCACUAUGGCCAAGACCAAAGAGCUGUCAAAGGACACCAGAAACAAAAUUGUAGACCUGCACCAGGCUGGGAAGACAAUCUGCAAUAGGUAAGCAGCUUGGUUUGAAGAAAUCAACUGUGGGAGCAAUUAUUAGGAAAUGGAAGACAUACAAGACCACUGAUAAUCUCCCUCGAUCUGGGGCUCCACGCAAGAUCUCACCCCGUGGGGUCAAAAUGAUCACAAGAACGGUGAGCAAAAAUCCCAGAACCACACGGGGGGACCUACUGAAUGACCUGCAGAGAGCUGAGACCAAAGUAACAAAGCCUACCAUCAGUAACACACUACGCCGCCAGGCACUCAAAUCCUGCAGUAUCAGACGUGUCCCCCUGCUUAAGCCAGUACAUGUCCAGGCCCGUCUGAAGUUUGCUAGAGUGCAUUUGGAUGAUCCAGAAGAGGAUUGGGAGAAUGUCAUGUGGUCAGAUGAAACCAAAAUAUAACUUUUUGGUAAAAACUCAACUCGUCGUGUUUGGAGGACAAAGAAUGCUGUGUUGCAUCCAAAGAACACCAUACCUACUGUGAAGCAUGGGGGUGGAAACAUCAUGCUUUGGGGCUGUUUUUCUGCAAAGGGACCAGGACGACUGAUCCGUGUAAAGGAAAGAAUGAAUGGGGCCAUGUAUCGUGAGAUUUUGAGUGAAAACCUCCUUCCAUCAGCAAGGGCAUUGAAGAUGAAACGUGGCUGGGUCUUUCAGCAUGACAAUGAUCCCAAACACACCGCCCGGGCAACGAAGGAGUGGCUUCGUAAGAAGCAUUUCAAGGUCCUGGAGUGGCCUAGCCAGUCUCCAGAUCUCAACCCCAUAGAAAAUCUUUGGAGGGAGUUGAAAGUCCGUGUUGCCCAGCGACAGCCCCAAAACAUCAAUGCUCUAGAGGAAAUCUGCAUGGAGGAAUGGGCCAAAAUACCAGCAACAGUGUGUGAAAACCUUGUGAAGACUUACAGAAAACGUUUGACCUGUGUCAUUGCCAACAAAGUGUAUAUAACAAAAUAUUGAGAAACUUUUGUUAUUGACCAAAUACUUAUUUUCCACCAUAAUUUGCAAAUAAAUUCAUUAAAAAUCCUACAAUGUGAUUUUCUGGAUUUUCUUUUCUCGUUUUGUCUGUCAUAGUUGACGUGUACAUAUGAUGAAAAUUACAGGCCUCUCUCAUCUUUUUAAGUGGGAGAACUUGCACAAUUGGUGGCUGACUAAAUACUUUUUUCCCCCACUGUAUGUUCAUGUAUCUCUUCAUUAAUAAUGUUAACUUGAAAGCACUAUGUGAUAACUCUCUCAUCUGUCCUCACUUGAAUCCUGAAUUUGACCAUUUAUGUUUGUUAGCGUGUUGUGUAUGUUUGUACUCAGUGUUUGUCCUGUAGCCUUUAAGUACGUUGCGUCCUCCUGUAUUGUGUCAUACGAUAGUAGAUCUACAUAGGCUUUAACUAACGCCACCGAUGUGUUAUGAUACAUCCACAUCUCUAAACACACCUCUCUCCCCUGGUACCAGGUCCAGCAGGAUAAACACACCUCUCUCCCCUGGUACCAGGUCCAGCAGGAUAAACACACCUCUCUCCCCUGGUAUCAGGUCCUUCAGGAUAAACACACCUCUCUCCCCUGGUACCAGAUCCUUCAGGAUAAACACACCUCUCUCCCUUGGUACCAGGUCCAGCAGGAUAAACACACCUCUCUCCCUUGGUACCAGGUCCAGCAGGAUAAACACACCUCUCUCCCCUGGUACCAGGUCCAGCAGGAUAAACACACCUCUCUACCCUGGUACCAGGUCCAGCAAGAGAAACACAACCUCUCUCCCCUGGGUACCAGGUCCUUCAGGAUAAACACACCUGUCUCCCCUGGUACCAGGUCCUUCAGGAUAAACAACACCUCUCUCCCCUGGGUACCAGGUCCUUCAGGAUAAACACACCUGUCUCCCAUGGUACAGGUCCUUCAGGAUAAACACACCUCUCUCCCCUGGUACCAGGUCCAGCAGGAUAAACACACUCUCUCCCCUGGUACCAGGUCCUUCAGGGAUAAACAACACUGUCUCCCCUGGUACCAGGUCCUUCAGGAUAAACCACACCUCUCUCCCUGAUACCAGGUCCAGCAGGAUAACACACCUCUCUACCCUGGUACCAGGUCCAGCAGGAUAAACACACCUCUCUCCCCUGGUACCAGGUCCUUCAGGAUAAACACACCCUCUCUCCCCUGAUACCAGGUCCAGCAGGAUAAAACACACCUCUCUACCCUGUACCAGGUCCACGCAGGAUAAACACACCUCUCUCCCCGGUUGCCAGGGUCCAGCAGGAUAAACCAAACCAUCUCUCCCACUGGUACUCAUGGUCUCAGCAGGAUAACCACACCACAUCUCUCCCCUUAGGUACCCAGGUCCAGCAGGAAAACACAACACACCUCUCUCCCCUGGUACCAUGGUCCAGCAGGAUAAACCACAACUCGUCUCCUCCCCUGGUAUCAGGUCCUUUCAGGAUAAACACAACCUUCCCCCCUGGUACCAGGUCCUUCAGGGAUAAACACACACCUCUCUCCCCUGGUACCAGGUCCUUCAGGAUAAACACGACCAUCUCUCCCCUUGGUACCAGGUCUCCAGACAGGAUAAACACACUCUCUCCCCCUGGGUACCAUGGGUGGGUCCAGCAGGAUAAACACACCCUCUCUCUCCCCUGGUACCUGGUUCAGCAGGGAUAAACACACCUCUCUCCCCUGGUAAUUCAGGUCCUUCAGGAUAAACACACCUCUCUCCCCCUGGUACCAGGUCCUUAGGAUAACACCACCCUCUCCCCCCAUGGUACCAGGUCCAGCAGGAUAAACACACCUCUCUCCCCCUGGUACCAGGUCCAGCAGGAUCAGAUGCCCAUGUUCCUCGUCUGUUCUUCUCAGCAGCUCUGACCCGCCCACAGGCUAGGGCAGGAACCAUAGUCUUCAACAAGGUCUUUGUCAACAAGAAGGAGGUCCAUAACCAACACACAGGUGUGUGUUUGGGAUACUGUACAUCUCUGUCAAUAUUUUAUCAUCUUAGUUCUUGAAUCUUAGACUGGAGUAUUUAUUUGAGUAAAUAAUGAAUACUGAAUUCUGAUAUACUGUAUGUUGUGCUUGUUUGAAUGCAAAACACUCACGACACAGUUAUUUUUUUUUGCUAUGUCAUUAUAUAUUUUACAAUACAACUUUGUUGUCCAAGAAAAUUGAAGUUAAUAUCACUUGCUAUAACACGCCACCAUGUCUCUGUCUCCCCAGGUUACUUCACAGCCCCAGCGAGUGGUAAAUACUUAUUCAGCGCUACCCUAACAGGCCAUAAGAAUGUGAAGAUUGAGGCUGUCCUAUCUAAGUGUAACUACGGCGUGGCGCGUGGGGGACUCUGCAGGCUACCAAUCAGAGGGGCUGGAGAAAACCCAUGGCAGAGGCCAGACACACGCCCCUAUGAAGGUGGGAGAUACCGUCUCCGUCUGCGUCGACCUGGUCACCGGGAAACUGGCCCACUCUUCUGAAGCCCUCACCAUCUUCAGUGGGAUGCUGCUGUAUGAGACCGUCUGA